Molecule: messenger RNA, 989 nt
Organism: Lingula anatina
Lineage: Eukaryota; Metazoa; Brachiopoda; Lingulata; Lingulida; Lingulidae
Biological process (GO): signal transduction
Molecular function (GO): protein binding
Source: RefSeq, a predicted model, not a curated record
GCAAAACUACUGUAUGAUAAUGGCUGCCUUCGGAUUUUUAUUGGAAAAUCUCUCAUUAUUUAUCGUUGUUUUCUUCGAAGUAAGCAAUUUAAUGGUUGCAGAAGUAGAGCAUUAUAAGACUGCCUCAGGACUAGGCUGUGAAGCCUGCCAGCCAGGGACACAUCUUCUAGCUGACUGCACCGGGACCACGCCCACACGUUGUGAGCCGUGUGUUCCACAACUGACUUUUUCCACACAGUAUAAUGCAGCGCCUUCCUGUCAGCUCUGCAGUGGUGGGUGUCAUGGCCAUGCUGAGGAGCAGGUGGCGAAUUGUACAGUAACAAAGGACAGGGUGUGUGGCUGUGUGGAUGGUUAUUAUAGAUGGCAGCACUGGGGUCACUGCCAGAGGCACACCCCUUGUCGUCUAGGAUUUGGUGUCAAACAGUUAGGCAGUAGAGAGAAUAACACUCAGUGUGAGAAAUGUCGCCAUGGUUACUACUCGGAUCACGUGUCUCUUACUCAGAAGUGCAGGAAGCACACAGACUGCUCUGCCCUGGGCCUGGUUGAAAUGAAAGAAGGGACCAGAUUUUCUGAUGUUGUAUGUGGCCCUUGUCCCACUGAUGGCAACAUCACUGAUCACACAGCUGCUACCUCUGGUGUGACAGUUGACCCUGGUGUUGAGGGGCAGACAACAACCUUUGGCUUUGACCUAGGUACUGUUAGAAACAAUAUUACCAACUUUACCAUUGACAGUGUUCUUGAGAGACCAGCUGCACAAAUCAGUUGUUAUGGUAGGUGCAUGAAAAGAUGGAAGGUUUCAUGUAUAACCGCAUUCAGACUAGGUCUAUUUUGACCCGAGAAUGUCCUAAAAUGCAUCACCAAAUAACUUUUGAGUUAAUAAAAAUAUUUAAAUUACCCCUCAAUGUUUGGAUGGUGUAAUUACUAUGUCAGGUGGCACACUAGGACUGGGUUCCCAUGCCUAGAUCGAUCUAACAUGAUCGAUCCAUUUC